AUGCUAGCAUCAGCAUCAGCAUCAGCAUCAGCAUCAGCGCAUCAGCAUCAGCAUCAGCAUCAGCAUCAGCGCAUCAGCAUCAGCAUCAGCGCAUCAGCAUCAGCAUCAGCAUCAGCAUCAGCGCAUCAGCAUCAGCAUCAGCGCAUCAGCAUCAGCAUCAGCAUCAGCAUCAGCGCAUCAGCAUCAGCAUCAGCAUCAGCGCAUCAGCAUCAGCAUCAGCGCAUCAGCAUCAGCAUCAGCGCAUCAGCAUCAGCAUCAGCAUCAGCAUCAGCAACAGCAUCAGCAUCAGCAUCAGCAUCAGCAUCAGCGCAUCAGCAUCAGCAUCAGCGCAUCAGCAUCAGCGCAUCAGCAUCAGCAUCAGCAUCAGCGCAUCAGCAUCAGCAUCAGCGCAUCAGCAUCAGCAUCAGCAUCAGCGCAUCAGCAUCAGCAUCAGCAUCAGCAUCAGCAUCAGCAUCAGCGCAUCAGCAUCAGCAUCAGCAUCAGCAUCAGCGCAUCAGCAUCAUCAUCAACAACUGCAUCAGCAUCAGCAUCAGCAUCAGCAUCAGCAUCAGCGCAUCAGCAUCAGCAUCAGCAUCAGCCAUCAGCAUCGGCAUCAGCAUCAGCAUCAGCAUCAGCAUCAGCAUUAGCAUCAGCAUCAGCAUCAGCAUCAGCAUCAGCGCAUCAGCAUCAGCGCAUCAGCAUCAGCGCAUCAGCAUCAGCAUCAGCAUCAGCGCAUCAGCAUCAGCAUCAGCAUCAGCGCAUCAGCAUCAGCAUCAGCGCAUCAGCGCAUCAGCGCAUCAGCAUCAGCAUCAGCAUCAGCAUCAGCGCAUCAGCAUCAGCAUCAGCAUCAGCGCAUCAGCAUCAGCAUCAGCGCAUCAGCAUCAGCAUCAGCGCAUCAGCAUCAGCAUCAGCGCAUCAGCAUCAGCAUCAGCAUCAGCAACAGCAUCAGCAUCAGCAUCAGCGCAUCAGCGCAUCAGCAUCAGCAUCAGCAUCAGCGCAUCAGCAUCAGCAUCAGCAUCAGCGCAUCAGCAUCAGCAUCAGCGCAUCAGCAUCAGCAUCAGCAUCAGCAUCAGCAUCAGCAUCAGCGCAUCAGCAUCAGCAUCAGCGCAUCAGCAUCAGCGCAUCAGCAUCAGCAUCAGCGCAUCAGCAUCAGCAUCAGCAUCAGCAACAGCAACAGCAUCAGCAUCAGCAUCAGCAUCAGCAUCAGCGCAUCAGCAUCAGCAUCAGCAUCAGCGCAUCAGCAUCAGCAUCAGCAUCAGCAUCAGCGCAUCAGCAUCAGCAUCAGCAUCAGCAUCAGCGCAUCAGCAUCAGCAUCAGCAUCAGCGCAUCAGCAUCAGCAUCAGCAUCAGCAUCAGCAUCAGCAUCAGCAUCAGCGCAUCAGCAUCAGCAUCAGCAUCAGCGCAUCAGCAUCAGCAUCAGCAUCAGCGCAUCAGCAUCAGCAUCAGCAUCAGCAUCAGCAUCAGCGCAUCAGCAUCAGCAUCAGCAUCAGCAUCAGCAUCAGCGCAUCAGCAUCAGCAUCAGCAUCAGCAACAGCAUCAGCAUCAGCGCAUCAGCAUCAGCGCAUCAGCAUCAGCAUCAGCAUCAGCGCAUCAGCAUCAGCAUCAGCAUCAGCGCAUCAGCAUCAGCAUCAGCAUCAGCAUCAGCAACAGCAACAGCAACAGCAUCAGCAUCAGCAUCAGCAUCAGCAUCAGCGCAUCAGCAUCAGCAUCAGCGCAUCAGCAUCAGCGCAUCAGCAUCAGCAUCAGCAACAGCAUCAGCAUCAGCAUCAGCAUCAGCAUCAGUAUCAGCAUCAGCAUCAGCAUCAGCAUCAGCAUCAGCAUCAGCAUCAUCAGCAUCAGCAUCAGCAUCAGCAUCAGCAUCAGCAUGAGCAUGAGCAUGAGCAUGAGCAUCAGCAUGAGCAUCAGCUUGAGCAUGAGCAUCAGCAUCAGCAUCAGCAUCAGCAUCAGCAUCUGCAUCAGCAUCAGCAUCAGCAUCAGCAUCAGCAUCUGCAUCAGCAUCAGCAUGAGCAUGAGCAUCAGCAUCAGCAUCAGCAUCAGCAUCAUUGCUGGACACUCACGACCACUCAUUGGGGGGACGGUGGAGGUGGUGGGGCUGGCGGUGCGCCAUGGCAACCGCUUUGUGCGGGAGGCCGCCAUGUUCGCCCUCGCUGCGCUGUGCCACGUCAUGGGGGGAGCACAGCUCACCAGUUUGGGGGAGACCAUUGCCUCGCACCUCGCUGUGGGGCUGGGAGACAACUGGAGCCAAGUCAGAUACGGAGUCUUACUCUUUCCGCUCUGCUCCUUUCCCCUGCCUCCCACCGUGCCUCCCACCGUGCCUCCCACCGUGCCUCCCACUGUGCCUCCCACCGUGCCUCCCACUGUGCCUCCCACCGUGCCUCCCACCGUGCCUCCCACCGUGCCUCCCACCGUGCCUCCCACCGUGCCUCCCACCGUGCCUCCCACCGUGCCUCCCACCGUGCCUCCCACCGUGCCUCCCACCGUGCCUCCCACCGUGCCUCCCACCGUGCCUCCCACUGUGCCUCCCACCGUGCCUCCCACCGUGCCUCCCACCGUGCCUCCCACCGUGCCUCCCACUGUGCCUCCCACCGUGCCUCCCACCGUGCCUCCCACCGUGCCCCCCUUCACCUCAACUCCUCCUGCCAACCUCACCUGCCUGUCCCUGCCCACCACACCCUCGUUCCUCACCUCUCUUGUUCAGGCACCACAACGAUCUGCCCCGAGCGCUACCUGCCCACCCUGCUGCCCGCCAUGUGAGCCAACUGCUGCCGGCCAUGUGAGCCAACUGCUGCCGGCCAUGGUGUUCAACCGCUAUUACGGGGCGGAUGGGGUGCGCAUAUACUCGCAGGACACGUGGCAGCGCGUGAUGGGCGGGGGCGGGCGGGCGGCGGUGGCGCAGCACAUGGCGCUGGUGGCGGCAUUUUACUGCCAGCAGGCGCGCGCCCAGAACUACCUCGUGCGAGAGACGGCGUGCUUCUGCAUCGCUGAGGUGGCUGCCAAGAUCGACCACCCGGUGGUGCUACCGGUGCUGCCGGACUUGCUGCCGAGCCUCCUCCGCUGUCACACCGACCCUGUGUGGCCCGUGCGCUGUGCCGCCUGCUCAGCGAGUGCCGGCGUGGUGGAGCAUUAUGGUGACGUGGCAGCACAGCACAUUGCCACGUGGGCACCAACCUGGCUUGCCAACCUUACAGACGUGAUCCCGGCGGUGAGGCAGCAUGCUGCGGCGCUGAUAGGGGCGGCACUCACCACGAGGGAGACACAGGGCAAGGCGCUGCAGGUGAGUGGAGUGUCACACAGGCAUGGGUCGCAUCGCAUCGCACAUUACGCAUCUCCCUCAGGUGGGCUGCAGGUGGUACGCAUCUCCCUCAGGUGGGCUGCAGGUGGUGCGCAUCUCCCUCAGGUGGGCUGCAGGUGGUACGCAUCUCCCUCAGGUGGGCUGCAGGUGGUGCGCAUCUCCCUCAGGUGGGCUGCAGGUGGUGCGCAUCUCCCUCAGGUGGGCUGCAGGUGGUGCGCACUCUCAGGUGGGCUGCAGGUGGUGCGCAUCUCCCUCAGGUGGGCUGCAGGUGGUGCGCAUCUCCCUCAGGUGGGCUGCAGGUGGUACGCAUCUCCCUCAGGUGGGCUGCAGGUGGUGCGCAUCUCCCUCAGGUGGGCUGCAGGUGGUGCGCAUCUCCCUCAGGUGGGCUGCAGGUGGUGCGCAUCUCUCUCAGGUGGGCUGCAGGUGGUGCGCAUCUCCCUCAGGUGGGCUGCAGGUGGUGCGCAUCUCCCUCAGGCGGGCUGCAGGUGGUGCGCAUCUCCCUCAGGUGGGCUGCAGGUGGUGCGCAUCUCCCUCAGGCGGGCUGCAGGUGGUGCGCAUCUCCCUCAGGUGGGCUGCAGGUGGUGCGCAUCUCCCUCAGGUGGGCUGCAGGUGGUGCGCAUCUCCCUCAGGUGGGCUGCAGGUGGUGCGCAUCUCUCUCAGGUGGGCUGCAGGUGGUGCGCAUCUCUCUCAGGUGGGCUGCAGGUGGUGCGCAUCUCCCUCAGGUGGGCUGCAGGUGGUGCGCAUCUCCCUCAGGUGGGCUGCAGGUGGUGCGCAUCUCCCUCAGGUGGGCUGCAGGUGGUGCGCAUCUCUCUCAGGUGGGCUGCAGGUGGUGCGCAUCUCUCUCAGGUGGGCUGCAGGUGGUGCGCAUCUCCCUCAGCGGAGCCAUGGGAGCAGUCGGAGGGGGCGGUGCAGCUGCUGCCCUUCCUCGCUGCCGCUGCCCCCUCUGCUGUGGGCGAGUUCCUACCCACCCUCGCACAGCUGGCGGGUUCACCAGCAGCAGCAGCCCACCCAGCUCUCCUAGUCACCAUCAUGCGCCACCUGCCGCGCAUCGCUAAGCCAAUGGGCAAGCGGCAGUUCAAGGCGCACCUGGAGCUCUUCCUGCCGCACCUCUUCACCGCCCUCGCCUCUCACCAGGUCCCUCUGCCACCUCGCUCCCUGCUCACCAUCCCCCCUUGCUGCUCGCUGCACCCUUUUCUCUCUUUCUUAAUCGCUUCCCACCUGAAUUUUCCAUGCAUCGGCGCGCUUCCGCCCUCUGCCGCUCAAGCAUUGUUUCUCCCACUCCUCCGCUGCUAA
Molecule: messenger RNA, 4563 nt
Organism: Closterium sp. Yama58-4
Lineage: Eukaryota; Viridiplantae; Streptophyta; Zygnematophyceae; Desmidiales; Closteriaceae
Source: the annotation of a GenBank genome assembly